CAUCGCUUCACGUCCACCCUCGGUUCUUUCUCUCGUAUCCAUGGAGCACAAUGCGAUCGGAACUCCCCCCAGGAAGCAGCUCCCGGUCACCCUCGUCGUCCUUCGAAAAGACCUCCCGGGACUACCCCUUGGACGUGCUGGACCACGAACAUGACCCCGGGAGCAGUCAAUUCGUGUCCCUCGAGCGGCAGAGCUCCGACUCCGACCGGCCCGACCUGGACCUGGGCGACGAGUACGACACCACCAGCGACGACCCUCUGCUGCCAACCUCCGAUGUUCCCCAUCUGCAUCACAGACCACCCCUGCAGCGCUUUUCGUGCACUCUCUCUGGCAUCCGCGCGUGGAUGGACGGCCCCCCCAAGCCACACCGGUACCAGAUCACCCCGUUGCUGCGCCGCUGGCAGAUCGCGCCGGGCCGUCUCGUGGAGCGUCAUUUCCCGACCCAACGCGCCAGACUCGCCGUCUUGUUAGCGUGCAUCGGUCUCUGGUUCGUCAUCUUCCUCUCGAUCCUGCAUUCCUCUGUGGCGGGUCAGGAGAUCGAUGGAUACGGGGUGCCGGUCAAGCUGUCAUGUCAUGCGAGACUAUGGCCUAAUUCGACGGAUUGCGGCCUGAAUGGCGAUACCUGUCGUCCCUUUGAUAAAGGGGCCUUUGCGUUCCGCUGUCCCGCGGGCUGCGCGGAUGCCAUGCUGCUGGAGCCGUAUUUUGUCGGCCCGGAAGAGUACAACUAUCGACUUUUGGUUGUGGGGGGUAGCACGGGAGAUGAGGGAGAUGAUUUUGGUGUGUAUCGGGGAGACUCCGCGAUCUGUCCUGCGGCGCUACAUGCGGGCCUGAUCAAGGACAAAAAGGGCGGCUGUGGUGUCUUGAGUCGACGAGGCGAACAGACCGACUUCCCGGCGGUCAAGAAGAAUGGAGUCUCCAGUAUUGGAUAUUCCUCUUACUUCCCACUUUCUUUCACCUUUGCCAGCGAAGGGGGUGACUCGAGCUGCCAGGAUCUCCGGUGGCCGCUGUUCACGUUUUCGCUGGUUGUCACGACCCUGCUGUCGCUGUUUAUCACGUCCCCGUCGGCGUUUUACGGGUCGAUCUACUUCAUCGUCUACUUCCAGGUGGCUCUGUCAUCCGACCCGCCCUACUCGCCGGAUUACUACGAGGUGGUGUCUACCGCGCUGGGCCGCUUUCUACCCUGCGCUUUCGUCGGUUUCGCAAUGUACUAUUUCUGCGUGCGGAAGACCUUGACGGACCUGGAGGCACACUGGGAUAAGACGGUCCUGUGGCUGGGCAGCUGCUGGGUAGGAGCCCUCAACACAGACACAUUCGACAAGAUCCCGCUCUCGCGGCUCACUCCCCACGACAUCCAGCAACAGCCAGGCGCUCUGCUCUCGCUGAUUAUUAUCGUCAGCGUCCUCGUCCUGAUCGUGAUCACCCAGGCGUUCGCAUUCCGGCAGGAGGGCCGAAUGCCCCGGAUGCUGCUUCUGUACGGGCUCCUCUGCCUCGGGGUCGUUGCCUUGAUGGUCGUCCCGCACAUGAACCUGCGCAUCCAUCACUACGUGCUCAGCCUGCUGUUCAUCCCUGGGACAACCCUCCAAACACGCCCGAGUCUCCUGUACCAGGGCCUGUUGGUGGGUCUCUUCAUCAACGGCAUCGCCCGCUGGGGCUUCGACAGCAUUUUGCAGACGUCCGCCGCUCUGCUCGACGGCGCCCAGCUAGGAAGUAUCCUUCCUGUUAUCGGUGCACCUAGUAUAUUCUCCUCGCAGAACAUUGAGUUCGAUUUCCCGCAUAUCGAGCCCGACAAGGACGGGAUCAGUGUGCUGGUCAACGACGUCGAACGAUUCCGCUCGUUCAAAUCGGAUGACGGCGCGCUGGACUCGUUCAAUUGGACCCGCCAUAUGGCGAACGAACCGGAGUACUUCCGGUUCGGGUAUAUCAAGGUGAAUGCCCUGGGGGGCAUUUGGUAUGAAGAUUUCACCAAGCCUGGUACUUGGGGGGCGGACGGGGAGUGGAGAGCGCCUGCGAUAUGAGAUGAUACUAGGCACGAGUGUGGAUCUACGCUUCAAUCAUUGGAAUAGAGUUAAUUCUGAUUCUGGAUCUCUACACCAUAUAUUUCUUUAGACGAUACAUAUUUUGCAUGACUACCAACUACUCAUCUAAAU
Messenger RNA from Aspergillus heteromorphus CBS 117.55, 2147 nucleotides. RefSeq names its product LCCL domain-containing protein. The transcript is spliced from 2 exons. Bases 51 to 2015 code for a protein of 654 amino acids. NCBI's taxonomy places the organism in Eukaryota, Fungi, Ascomycota, Eurotiomycetes, Eurotiales, Aspergillaceae. The record is from RefSeq and is a predicted model, not a curated record.